AUGUCGUCCACCUGCGUCGCCGGGGUCUUCGACUGCGCGAGUCCGCUCGCCGACCCGGACACCUGUGCUCCAUACAAUGACGCCUACAUCUCGCAGGAGCAUAAUCUCGGCCUCCUCGUCGUUGCCUCAAUGGUCGCCGCCUUCAUGUGCUUCACGAUCGGCGCCAACGACUCUGCCAACGCCUGGGGCUCGACGGUGGGCUCCGGCGCCGUGCCUCUCUCUGUCGCGGUGACGCUCGGCGGGUUCGGGGAGUGGCUGGGCGCGACGCUGCUCGGGUACGGCGUGUCGGACACGAUCAAGAAGGGUGUUGCCGACACCACCGACCCCGACUGCUGGGCGUGCGGCUACUGCGACAGCGGCAUGGCCGUGUACGCCGUCGGCAUGCUGUGCGCGCUGCUGGCGGCGGCCCUCUUCCUGCUGCUCGCGACGUUCGCGGCGAUGCCGGUGUCGACGACGCACGCCAUCGUCGCGGGCGUGGUCGGGAUGACGAUGGUUGGCUCGGCGGAGAUGGACGGCGUCGCCUGCCUCAACUGGGCGUGGAGUGGCGGACUCACCUCCAUCGUCGCGAGCUGGGCCAUCUCGCCGCUCUUCUCGGGCGCCGUCGCCUUUGCCAUCUUCCGCGCCACUAAGUUCGCCGCCCUCGACGCCGCGCGGCCGGGCUCGGCUGCUCUGCUCCUCUCCCCCUUCCUUUACUCGACGGCGGCGUGGGUCAUGACCUUUCUCAUCAUGCUCAAGUCGCAGCCGACCAAGCAAAUCGAGCGCUCCACGCAGGCGCUCACCGCUUGCGUCGUCGCCGGCCUGACCCACGCCUACGCCUCCCUGCUGGCCCCGCGCGUGCGAGAAGCGAUGCCGACCGUGCGCGCGCUGCGGGCCGAGCAGGAGCAGUCCCACCGGGCGGUGCGUGAGCUCUCGGCGAGGCUGGUGCGGCUCGAGGCCGCCUACCGCAGCCUAGAGCAAGCUCACUCUGCGCGCAAGCCGCCCUCCGCCGGACUGCUCGGCGCCCUCCGCGAGCGGAUCGGCGCGGACGACCCUGCCGCCUCCCCCUCCCCGCGCUGUGCGCCCGAGCCCGGCGCCGAGGUGCUCGAGGUGCGGCGAGAGCUCUCCCUCGUCGACUCGCUCGCCUCGAAGCACGCAGACAUGCUGCGCGCCAUGGCGCUGCAGCCGCAGGCGACGCCACCGGCGGCGAUGGGCGGAGGGGGGCUGCGCACGAGCGGGCUCGACGAGGAGGGCGGCGAGGCAGGCGAGGCGGGCGAGAGCGCCGAGGACGCGGUGCACGUCUUUCGGUACGUCGUCGUCUUCGCCAACUCGACUUCGGCCUUCUCCGCCGUGUACACCGCCUUCUCGUCCGACAUGGCCGAGUGCGACUCGACGGCCACACCGUGGUGGGUCAUGUCCGUCGCCGGCGCCUUCGUGGCCCUCGGCGUGGUGACGCUGGGCUACCGGGUGAUCCAGACGCUCGGCAGCGACAUCGCCGAGAUCGACUUCCACAUGGCGUUUUGUGUCGAGUCCGCCUCGACGGUGACCGUCGUCGUGGCAACCUGCCUCGGCCUCCCGAUCUCGUCGACGCACUGCCAGGUGGGCGCGAUCGUCUUUGUCGGCAUGGCAAAGCACGGGCUGCACGGCUCGGACUGCGCCCUCUUCGGCAAGAUCGCGCUGACUUGGGUGGCGACGAUCCCGCUCGCCGCUGCGAUUGCGGCGCUGAUGAUGCUGCCGGCGCGCGCAGCGAUCACUCUGUGA
This is a messenger RNA of Emiliania huxleyi CCMP1516, 1737 nucleotides long. RefSeq names its product putative inorganic phosphate transporter (gene PTA9). The record is from RefSeq and is a predicted model, not a curated record. Gene Ontology annotation, biological process: phosphate ion transmembrane transport. Gene Ontology annotation, molecular function: phosphate transmembrane transporter activity. Lineage: Eukaryota; Haptophyta; Isochrysidales; Noelaerhabdaceae. The transcript is spliced from 5 exons. Bases 1 to 1737 code for a protein of 578 amino acids. Gene Ontology annotation, cellular component: membrane.